Messenger RNA from Durotheca rogersii, 1632 nucleotides. Its product is annotated as dihydrofolate reductase-like domain-containing protein. The transcript has 2 exons. Gene Ontology annotation, molecular function: NADP binding; dihydrofolate reductase activity. The record is from RefSeq and is a predicted model, not a curated record. Gene Ontology annotation, biological process: tetrahydrofolate biosynthetic process; dihydrofolate metabolic process; folic acid metabolic process. Bases 1 to 1632 code for a protein of 543 amino acids. Gene Ontology annotation, cellular component: mitochondrion. Lineage: Eukaryota; Fungi; Ascomycota; Sordariomycetes; Xylariales; Xylariaceae.
AUGGAGCCAGCACUACCUGCGGCGGCGCCUCUGACGCAGGCACAGAGGGACUUCUUUCUAGAGCGCGGGUACUUGAAACUACAGGGGUGCUUCACCCGGGCGCAGGCCGCUGACGCAACGGCGGACGUGUGGACGCGGCUCGGUAUGUCGGCGACGGACCGGCGGACCUGGACGCGCGAGCGCGUGCACAUGCCGUCGCACCGGACCUUCGACUGCGCGACUUUCGCGCCGCGGGCUUGGGCCGCCAUCUGCGAGCUGUGUGGUGGAGAAGACCGGCUCGACCCGGCCUCGCGGCAGUGGCGCGACUCGUUCAUCGUCAAUCUAGGGCCGCCUUUCCCAGAGCAGGGAGAGGAGAGGGAUGAAGAGGAAGGCGAAGAGAGGAAUGGAGAGCCGGAGCCGCCGCACCACCGCGAUCUCGACAACUGGCACGUCGACGGCGACUUCUUCGUGCACUACCUCGACAGUCCUGAGCAGGCACUCCUGGUGAUCCCGCUGUUCUCGGACGUGCUGCCGCGUGGCGGCGGUGCGACGGUGUUGUGCCCGUCGGCGCUCGACGCCGUGGCGCGCCAUCUGCGCGCACACCCAGAGGGUGUGUCGCCGCGGAUGGCGACGCGGGCGGAGGGGGCCGAGUUCGCGCGCGAGAGUAGCCUCGCGUGGUACAGGGAGGUAGUGAGGGCAUGCACUGAGGGGGAUGGGGAGGGGUUUGUCGAGGCGACGGGCCGUGUAGGCGACGUGUACCUGCUGCAUCCCCUAAUGGUGCACUCGGCGGGGCGCAAUACGCGGCGCGCCGUGCGCAUCAUCACGAACCCGCCAGUAGCGCUACGUGAGCCGUUCCGGUUCAACCGCGUGGACCCGGCGGAGCACAGUCUCGUCGAGAGGAAGACGAUGAUGGCGGCAACGGGGCCCGGCGACGGGAUCGAGGCGCUGCGGGGCUGGAAGAUCACGAUGCCCCGCGAGAGGCUGACUCCAGAGCCCCCUGAGCUGACCCUCAUCGUCGCCGCGACGCGCAGCAUGGGAAUUGGGCGCCGCGGCGGCUUGCCGUGGACCGAUCUGCGGAAGGAGAUGGCUUACUUCGCGCGCGUGACCAAGCGCCCUGCCGCCAGCGAUAGCGCCAGAAGUGCUGCAGCCCCUCCCCUAAAUGUCGUCGUCAUGGGCCGCAAAACCUGGGAUAGCAUCCCGCCGCGCUUCCGCCCGUUACGGGGCCGCCUCAAUCUCGUCGUCAGCCGCUCCGCCUCCACCUCCUCGCCCCCGCCGGAAGGGCCAGAAGGUCCCGUCUUCGUGGCUUCCCUCGAGAAUGCCCUCGACUAUCUGACCGUUCCCUCAGACGACCACGGCAUAAGCGCGCACGCUCCGCCAUCGCCUAGGAGAGUCUUCGUCAUCGGCGGCGCGCAGAUCUACGCUGCCGCCCUGCGACUCCCGGGCGCGCGGCGCGUGCUGCUGACGCGUGUCCUCGAACCUGAAUACGAAUGCGACGUCUCCUUCCCGCUGGCGCUGGCCGACGGUGGCGGCAGCGGAUGGGUGCGCAGGUCCAAGGAAGAGCUCGACGCGUGGACCGGAGAGGCCGUGCCCGAGGGGGUGCAAGAGGAGGGCGAGACGCGGUAUGAGUUCCAGAUGUGGGAGAAGACCGAUUGA